This is a messenger RNA of Symbiodinium pilosum, 1595 nucleotides long. The record is from the annotation of a GenBank genome assembly. NCBI's taxonomy places the organism in Eukaryota, Dinophyceae, Suessiales, Symbiodiniaceae.
AUGAUUUUCGACGCAGAGUGUUCGCCUGCGCGUGAUCCUGCAGAACUGAAGCCGAAGCUUUGUGAGCAGUUUGGUAUCUGCGUGUGUGGUGCUGGUGGUAAUGGCAGAAGCGCGCUGGAGUUUCAGAGGCGAUUUGCUGCUUUGUUGCGACCGUACUUCACAGCGCCCCGCAAGCGCAAGGGCCAAACGCUGUCCGCGGAAUUGAUAGCCCGCCGAGCGCAGAUUCUAAGCAACAAACGCAUGCUGACACAAGGCUUUCUGGUUGCUAGGCUUUCUGCCAGGCAGGGCGGCGGCAUGGCGGAGGGCCUUAGUGCAGCUGCCGCGCAGUCCAGCUCUUGGGGCAGGGUCGCCCAAAGAGCAGCCGUCAGCAUGCUUUGCGACAAAGAUCCUGCUUCCACGGAGAUGUGGUUGCACCUUGGCCACCUGAACUUUCGCAACUGGUUUUUUGCUGGGCUGCUGUUGAAGAAGGCCGGCGCAGAUCCGGCACCAGGAGCUGCCGGCAAGCAGUUCAUUCGGCUGGAGGUGUCGGCAGAGGCACAGUUUCAGUGGUGCAUUCCAUUCUUCCAGCAACUGCAAUUUCAGCUUCCGUGUUUCCUUCAGCUGUACCAGAUUGUCAGCAAUGAUGACAUCCUGACCGAUCGCCAGAUGACGCCAAACUGGGUGCUUGUGUCCGAGUUCGGUGCUACGCCGGAGUUGCGAGUGUGGAAAGGUGAGGAUGAGGAGGCGCAAGACAGGGCCAAGAAAAAGUCGAAGUCUAAGUCUACGUCUUCCAAACGUCAAACAGGUGCUUCCUCGAAAGCUCCUGCUGCCAAGCGAAGACGCACAAGCGACGGCGGCAGGCCGGAGCUUCACGAUGGCGACCAAGCAGGCGGUGGGCCAGAAGAGCAAGAGUCUGAAGAUGACCUGCUUGCUUUACUUUUGGGUGAGGAGGCUGAGGAGGAGGAGAAGCCUGGUGAUGGGGACGAUGAUGAGGUGUUGCCCACAGAGUCAGAGGCGUCUGUGCUGUGCGACGCUGAUGAUGAGGACGAAGACGAUGACGGGGAAGACGGCCCACAGGAGGAGGCGGAGCUUGAGCACAGGCAUGACCAUGCAGCUGCCUCGGAAGUGGAUGUUCAGCCGGAGCCGUCUUCAGGCGCAAGCGCCAGCAGUGUGCCGCCGGAGAGGCCAUCUGCCUCAUCUGCCAGACGUGAUGUAGGCUCUGUGGAUGCAGCGGCCCGGGCCCAUGCAUCUCGCCGCAAGAUGUUCAAGGAUGUGGCGGUGCCAUUCGACAACCACGGCGAGCUUCGCUACAACAUCAUGAGCGAAUCCAUCGUGGCUAUCUGCAAAGUUCACGGGGGUGCUUGCAAACGCACGCGGACAGUCAGGCCUGCGGCCAAGGACAGUCUGACGAAUUGUGGACAGGGGCGGCCUGUGGGGUUGUUGGCGGCCUGGCUCUCGCAAUCGCAUCAACACGCCAGUUCGGAAGCACACCGAGACGCAAUUCUCUAUAUCACCUCUGCUGCAAGGCGUGCUGCGAGGAGGGCGUUUGCUGCAGUGCCCGAUGCUAGCGACAUCCUUGACAUGGAGCGUGACCGCACUGCUGGCGAGGGGGAGGA